AUGCCCAAGUCUAUAAAAAUCGAUCAGUUCCGGUAUAUGUCCACCGAAGCAUGGCGUGUUCUUAUGGCUGUCGAAAUGGGAAUGAAAAAUCAUGAGUUCGUUCCUUUAGAUUUGGUUCACAAGAUCUCUAAAUGUACUCGUCGUGGUUCCUCAUUUCUCAAACUUCUCCGCGAUGAUCUAGUCCCUCACGGGUUACUAGCCUACGAAACAGAUAACAAAAAAGGUUACUCCGGUUACCGUCUAACUAAUCUAGGAUAUGACUAUCUUGCUCUUCAUACCCUCAUAAAGAGUGGCCAAAUCUGUGAUCUCGGGUCUAUUAUCGGUGUGGGUAAAGAAUCCGAUGUUUACCUUGCGGUAGCUGGUGAAAAUUGUGGUCGUCAUGAUGAACAGCAAAAUAAUGAAUUAGAAGACGAGAAAAAACACUCAGACCUCCCUGCAAAUGGCGAAUAUAUUGUCAUCAAGUUCCAUCGUCUAGGUAGAACCUCAUUUCGAAAAGUUAGGGAGAAGAGAGAAUAUCAUCAGGGUAGAAAUACAUGCUCCUGGCUCUAUCUCGAUAGGCUGGCUGCUAAGAGAGAGUAUGAAAUGAUGCAGAUUCUCUAUGAUGACGGUCUACCAGUUCCUUGUCCUCUGGCUAACAACCGCAAUGCUGUCGUAAUGAGCCUAAUUUCAGAUGCUGUCCCCCUUUGCAAAGUUCUUCCUGCCACUUUACGGGCAGAAAAUGCCUCGUUAGCGUCUUCUCUCUAUUCCCAAGCUAAAGAGAUCUUGGCUAAAAUCACUGCGGAAGGACUUGUGCAUGGUGAUUUCAAUGAAUUCAAUCUUCUCGUAUCCGGCCUUGUUGAUGAACUGGGGGAAGAAACUGAUGCUGCGGCAAUCGCCAAGAGAGCCAAGCUAGUGCUCAUUGAUUUCCCCCAAAUGAUAAGUCGUGAUCAUUGGUCUGCUCAGGAGAUAUACGAACGCGAUUUGGAUGGAAUCCUCUCAUUUUUUGGCAAAUUCCUCGACAUUGCUCCCGACGAAAUGCCUCCGCGAAAUCUGAACGAGAUCCCCCGAACUGGCAAUAUGGACAUCAAGCUAAAAGCUCCCGGUUAUUCUGUUCAGAAGAAAUCAAAGGACACCAAGAGGGGUCGGAAACCUCGCCAGGUUGAUGAUUCGGAAUUCCUUGUCGGUACAGUUGCGGCCCUUGCUUUGAAAACUGAAAAAGAGAGUGAUGAAGACGGGAGCGAACAAGAGUCCUCAGGGGAAGAUUCCAUUAGUGACGAGAACUCAGAUGAUGAAUCUGCGGAUUCUGAAGAAGAUAGAGAUUCUGAUAAUGAUGAAGAGGAAAACGCAAAAAGCCUUGCGAGGGAAAACGCCUCUAUUUCCACUACAAGCAAGCGGUCCGCCGCUCAGACGGUUUUGAGUCAAGAGGAGAUAAGAGAACGUAAAAGGCGGGAGGAUAGGCGCCGUGCUCAACGCGAAUUCCUUCUAGCUGUCAAGAGGCAACAGCGAGCAAGCAAGAAGAGCAAACUACGAGCAGAAAUUGCAACGGAAGCAAAUAUGUUUGGCUAA
This is a messenger RNA of Rodentolepis nana, 1545 nucleotides long. Lineage: Eukaryota; Metazoa; Platyhelminthes; Cestoda; Cyclophyllidea; Hymenolepididae. The record is from the annotation of a GenBank genome assembly.